CUCUUGAAAGUUAUGCUGAAGGUCGGCCGUAGGGGCUAAACUAAGGUCUGUGUAAUGUGUAUUGGAUAAAUUUCAUUUAAAUACAAAUACAGUAACAAAUUCUUAUAAAAAAUGCAACCAAUAACUAUAUUUAUGGAUAUCGAAAGCUCCCGUUCAUACAUUGAUGAAUUAUAUUCUUCUGAUGCGGGGAAGGUGCUGGAGGCCUUGAUUGCAUUGAAAAAUUCAGUCAUUGGAAGCAAUCGCCAAAAAAGUUCAGUCAUCCAACAAGGCAUCGUACCAAGAUUGUUGCAGUUGAUGUCUGGACAAAAUAUGGAUCCAAAUAUUAAACUGGAAGCGACCAUUACAAUUGGUUCAUUAGCUAAAGGCACACCGGAUAAUGUGGCAUUGUUAAUAGAGCAAGGUGCUGCCACAGCUCUAGUGGAUAUAUUAAAAGAAGUGCCAAUUGGCACUAAGCUAGCAGAAGCCUGUCUUUGUGCCCUGAGGAGUAUAUUUACAACACCCCCAGCACCACUCUCUGCAUUGCCAGCGGAAAUGAGGCUUUUGUCAAGGCUGACACAGAUUGCCCGAGAAGGCUCUACAACAGCCCGAGCUUGUGUUGUCCGUAUACUGUCAAUAUGGUGCACCGGUGCUGUGGAACAAGAAGCUUUAUGUGCUGCAGGUGCUUGUUCAGCUAUCGCAGCACUGUUAGGCUCUCGGGGAAAUAUAACACCUUCUACUGCAAAAGUGUUGCCAGCGUUGGACUUAUUAGCUGCUAUGUGCUUUGAAAAUGCAAAUGUUGCACAAGUCACAUUGACCACAAAAUAUUGUGAUAAGUCAAUACCAGAUUUACUGACUCAGCUGGUGUCCAGAGAUAAACCGUUAUCAGUUGCAAUGGGAGCUGCGAGAUGUUUAACAUUCAUACACAGAGCGGGGGCGCUGUCUGCCGAAGAUAACAGAGUCGUGUUUGGAGCACUGCCAUGUCUGGCUCGUUUGUGUACGAAGGACAUGCCCGAAGAUAUUCGCGCCACAGCCGCCGAAACUUUGGCGUAUUUAGCCGAGGUUGACACAUCAUUACAAAGACUAGCAGCCAUUUCGAAUCAUCUGAUGAGCUCACUGGCAGAAAUAGUCAACUGUCCCUCAGCGGCGGCCAAACAAGGCGCGUUCAAAUGUUUCGCGUCGCUGGGAGCCAAUGACGAAGAUAUACGCAAGAGGAUCAUCGAGACACACGGCUUGAUGGUGCAUGUUGUUAAUGGAAUGAACAAUCCAGAACCUUCGGUUAGAUUAGCGGCCGUGAGAUGUCUUCAUUCACUAUCAAGAUCUGUCCAGCAAUUGAGGACGACAUUUCAGGACCACUCAGUUUGGCGACCUCUGAUGCAACUGCUGACAGACUCGCCGGGAACCGAACUGCUGACUGUCGGCUCCUCGACUCUCUGCAAUCUGUUGCUGGAGUUCUCACCUGCCAAAGAACCUAUGCUUGACCAAGGUGCUGUGGAGAUGCUGUGCAGUCUCACCAAGCGGCCGGAAGCGGCGCUGCGACUCAACGGCAUCUGGGCUCUCAUGAAUAUGGCUUUUCAGGCUGAACAUAAAGUGAAGCAGCGUAUCUUGUGCUGCCUGGGCACGGAGCAGAUGUUCCGUCUGCUGAGCGACCCUGACACGCGCGUCAUCAUGAAGACCCUGGGCCUGCUGCGGAACCUGCUGUCUACGCGGCACCACAUCGACGCCAUCAUGAGCGAGUACUCCUCGCAGGUCAUGCAGGCAGUUAUAGUGGUGUUAGAAGGAUCAUAUCCUGCGGAGGUGAAGGAGCAAGCAUUGUGUAUACUGGGCAACAUUGGGGAUGGAGAGAAGGCGAAAGACCUAAUUAUGGCAAACGAGGAUGUUUUAAGGAAAUUGGUCGACUAUUUGGCUCAUCCAGAAAGUAAGCUGCAAGAGGCUGCGCUGUUCGUAGCCGGCAACCUGGUCUGGCGCGGCGAGGCCGGCUGUGCGGCGCGACAAGCGAGGCUGGCGGAGCUCGGCGUGCUGCGGGCGCUCAAACUGUUGCGACAGAGACAGGACGCGGCACAUCUUCACGACAAAGUAAAGACAGCGCUGGCACAGUUCAACGAAUUGUAAAACGGGUGUAGUGGUUCGAGGGCACCUCUCCAUACUUUAUAUGUGAUCUAUCCUCCGGGCAGUGAGUUAUCGAGUCAUCGUAGUGUUUAAGGCUUACUGUAUAUAGAUAAGGUACCAAUAUUAUUGUUACAAUGGUGAAAAUGUUAUGACUAUUUAUUUUAGUUUAUCGCGUUGUUAGUUGUUCAUUCGCGACCAUUUUGUUAUCAAACCCACGUAUUUUUUUUAUUAACUAACGAGGCAUUGAUACUCUGACAUAUAUAUAUACUAUCCAGACUUAGAAUAUACUAUCAUAUAGACAGUCUAACAGGCCGAUAAUGCGUUACAAUUUGUUUAUUUUUCAAUGUGUGCGUUAGGGGUUUAAUAUUCAAAAUACUAAAGGAGCUAAUUCUUGGUAUUGGCUGACCGUCAUGUGACGUUACAUUAACAGAUUAGCUUUCCUUUUCUAUCUCUUCUGUUUGUCUAUACACUAAUAUAUUGUAAGUUUAUGUUCCAGAUACUAAUGCUACUUUUGUCAAACAAUAAUGGUGAUAUAACAAAUUCAAUUAAAUUGAAUUUUUUAAUGUUUGAUGCCUUGUAUACAUGCCAGUAGCAUCGCCGAAUAAAAACGAAAAGUCUCCCCCUUUCUUUCACUUGCAACGAUGAACGGUUUACUUUUUUUUCGUUCGUUAGCUAAUUUUCGGCCAUUCCGUUCUUUAUAUGUAAACCCCGCGCGUUGACACAGGGACGCAACCUUGCCGUAUUAAAGUUUGCGUGAAAACACGCUCUGAGUUCAGUGCCAGUUGUGUGUUUUAAUACUCUGAGGUUAAUAUUAUUAUUAUUCCAAUGUAGGUUUCUUACAAGAUAAACGGUAAUGUGCAAGCACUAUUGUGUUCCGGUCCGAAAGGUGCCGUGGCUGGUGAAAUUACAUCUUACAACUUAAAGUGACGAGCGCAGUGGGAAUUCUUUGCUAUGCUUUUUCAAAAAAUGCUGAGCGUCAUAAAUCAUCUCAGCCUUUUGAAUUUUGAGUAGGCUUCCCUAAAACGCGAAUAUGAAUUCUAAAACAUAUUGAUGGCACCGGCUCAAGUUUUUGCGCCACCUUUUCUGAGGGUAGUAUUUAGUAAAUGACUGGACGUGACGUCACUAAGAUGAUGUCUUGCCCCAUCACAUCGCGCGGGGUAAUACUGUUUUAAUGAUAAGUUUUAUAAAUUCUUAUUAUUAUUGUGAAAGCUUUAAGCAAAAUGCAAGGCGCGUACAAAUUUUUAUGUAGGUCAAGAUGUAUACUUUCGGUGCAGUGAAGCAUGCGAGAUGCUUUCUAGUAUUAGCUUACGUAAUCGGAAACUAAUGGGUCCACAGGUUUUCCUAUUACGCGGGUAUUGCACAUUUAAAUAAUAUAAUUUACUUAUUUUUUGGUCUUCUGAUGUAAAUAAAUAAUUCUUUUUUCAGUCACCGAUCUCUUCCAGUCCGUACUAAAAUAAUAAUUUAUCGAAUAAUUACUAGGAAAUCCAUAGUCUUAAAUCAUUAAUACUAUGUAACUCAAGGCGCAGAGUAUUUCGUAUCGUUACAGAAAUUUUGCGUUUUAUAAAAUAAAGAAAGAAAUACAAAGAAAUUCGUCAUAACUGUUUAUAUUUUGACGUAUUAGGACUAAAGGGUUGAGAAAGUCUCAGUAUAAUCCUGCAAAUAAUUUAUACCACCGUAAUAACAGCUAAAUUUAUGGCUAAGUUCACAUGACCCCGCGGUAACACACGGCGAUUGGCGUAUUCAAAUGACAAGCAUAAAUAUUGUGCGCGCGGUAGUCUGACAUCAGCAUAUUUUAUUGAUAUAUGAUAGAAUUGAAAGUAGCAUAAUUUUAACUGUUUUUUAUUUAGCUAAAAUUUGAAGAAUCUCAACCUUGUAAAAAUCGUAAUGGAUAUAACCACGAUAUUAAUGUGUUUCUAUAAUAUUAGCUAGAUCGAAAUUGUAAUCAAAUACGUCCACUUAAUAAAAGUGGUGUUGGUACCUACUCACCAGUAAUUUUCUGUUUAGUGGUCAUCAAUUGUCAAAAUACUAUGUAUGUUCUAACUGUAUAUGUACAUAAGAAUCGAGCAGUUGAAAUUUACAUAAAAUAUAUUUAUUAAAUCUUCUAUGAAAGUGCCUUUCUAAUAGCGCAUCCUAUUAACGUGACAACUGAGCCGAAAGUGCGUAAUUUCAACCUAGGAUGAAGUAUUAACUGGAUUCGCCCGGUGCGUACACCCAAAAGUGAAACAAACUUACGCGACAAAAAAGCAGUACAACAUGGUAGACUACUAAUUACAAUGGUAGACAAGCUUGAUUUUUGCUUCGGGAAUGACCUUUGAACAUAUUACUGAUUUCUUAAAAUAAUAUACUUAUUAUUGUGAUAAAAAGUAAUAUUUUUUACAUAUUUAUAUUUCUAAUUAUUAAUGGACUUAUUAAUGGAUUAUGAUCACUACAACCUCUUCUUGCGACCAAGAAAGAAAACAAACUCUGACAAAGACAGAAUAUAAUAAUGUUUACUAGUUUUUUUCAAUCCUUUUUGUUGUGAUCUCGUUUAUACAUUAAUUAUUUUGUGUGUCACAUCGGGGUUUAUACUUCCUCCUAGUUUAUUACGUACAAAUAUAGAGAUGGAAAAGUUGUAUAUAAAUUUCUGACAUCAGUUUAAUUAUUUUGUGUAUUAUUGUUAUAUAUUGACUAUUGAUUAUUUUGAUGAAAAACGAUACUGACUACUUCCAACAUACAAACUAUCUGACUGUAUUGAUCUUUUUAAAGUCUUUACGAAUCGUAGUUAUCUAAGAAAAAAUAAAUGAAAUAUGAUGAUUUUGGUGCAUUUCAUUAUCAGAUUUCACCCUUGUAAAAAACAAAUAGUUGACUUCAAAAACUUAGCAAAAGGCUCUUCACCCGUUAAUUGUUAUAAAAUUAGCAUUCAAAAAAUUUCGUCGUUUUUCUUGCUGACUCCAAAAUGUAAGGCAGUUAUAGGCGAAUUAUUGUUUAAGGAUAAAAUGCCUUAAAUAGUUCGUUCAAUUUGUUGUAUCUAUAUGUAUAUACGUUUUUAAAUGUUGAUGUAUAUCGUAUUCAAUAUAAUUAUCAUUGUCUUGCACCCGUAGUACAGGCUAUGUCUAGUUCGGAGCAAGAUUAUUUGUAUAAAAAUGUAUUAAAUAUAAUUAAAAAGAACCUGUGUAUUGUAUUGAUAACGGAUAUUAAGAUGGUGGUUGAGACUGAGGUAGCAAAAUAAACAAAUACUACGUUAAUACUACUAAACGGAUUAAAAAUAAAAUGUUGUAAGACAUAUCAUUCGCAGUCUGACAGCGGAACGACAAAAGUGUGCUUUAAGACUUAGUCAUGUGUCAACUGUCACUGUCCGAAUAAAAUAUGUUUUACAUUGCUGCUUAUUCGCCAAGAAUAUUUUAACUACUGGAGUAAAUGGGGCAAUGUAUACAUAUAGCAGUCGAAUAUAUAGAUAUCGCAGAAUGUUCCAUAUUUCGGCUCCGUUUAUUUACGACGUGAUAUGUCUAUAUGUAUAGAAAACGUCAUUGUGUUAUAUUCAUAAAUUAGGGUAUACAUUUAACCUUAAUCUUGACUUAGUAUAUCAGAAACAGUAAGAGCGCGACUUGUUAUAAAUAAUGUUCUUUGUAAUCUUUAUAAUGAAGUACUUAUAUACAAUUCCUCUGCAGAAUUAAAGGACUCAGGUCUAAAAUUGAAUUGAUUAGUAGUAAUUUAAUCUUUUUAUUGCAUAAUAUGUAAUUUUAAUUAUGUAAGUAUUCUUUUUUGCUAAAAGAGAGUACUUUGCGGGUAGGAGCUAUUAAAGGCGUCGAUUGUUUGGGACACGACAGAAGUUGUAAUUAUAACAAUUUGUACGCGCAAUUUCUGUCUAUGUGGCAGAUUUCGUUUAAACCACGGACUAGUAAAAAAAUAAGGACUCCGUGUCACCUUACAUAACAGUGGAGCACCAAAACAAGCCGAUUAACGUGUAAAUACAUAGCCGCACGCACACACUUACACUACCACAGGCCGAUAGGCGGCCAUUAUGAGAAUUGUCAUCGUCUGUGACAGAUCAGUUUGCGUCUCAAUAAAAUAUUUUAGAAAUGCCGUCGUGCGUUGUGAAAAAGUGUAAAAACGAUACUAUAUAAGUAUUUGUGGCCAUAUAUGAUUAUUUAAGGGAGAAAAAAUUGUGUAACAAGUAUCCCGCGUAACCACACCCACUCCAGCAUAACGGUGCUUCACUUGCUAAUAUCACGGCGCGGAGUCCUUCUUUUUUUACUCGUCCGUGGUUUAGACAUGUUGACAUAUUUCUUUUUAGAACUAUUACAAGAAUAAGUUCUUCACGAAUUAAGAUUCGCCUCAUGAGUUUAUAAUUAAUGAUCCAAUUAAAUUACAGCAUGAUAGUAAAAAUACCAAAUAGAUUCUCAAUUUAUUGUAUGAGUAGUAUGUAACUGUUAAUUAUUAAGUAAUGUUAUGAAAUCGUAACAAAGCUAAAACUAUACGUCUAAUAUUAUUUUUUAAGAAUACUUGCAGUGUUUUCUACAGUACCGUAUCCAAAAAUGUACUUUAUAGAAUUUUUGUAUAUCUGUAUGUAUGUACUAGCAAAACGCAAAACUACUGUAUAGAUUACAUGCAACAUGCAGACAUAGUAUUUUGCUGCUAUAGCGGGCGAAUCCGCGGGCAGCAGCUAUAUUUCUUCUGUGUAAUUAUUACAAUAUACACUUAAAUUGAAUAGAUAGUAAUUAUUUGAUGAUUUAUGUAGAUAAAGAAAUGGUUAAAACAUUGACUGAGUAAACUCUUAACUACGCGAAACCAUUAGAAAUAAAUAUUAUGAUGAUUUAUAAAAGUUUGUUGGGAAAAAAAUACUUAUCCAAUAUUAUAUUAUCAAUUAUUAUUAGACCUGACUAUUAAUUUACAAAUAAAUGAAACAGCGUAACGCUUAUAAACUUAAUAUUACCUUUAUCGCAAUUGCUAAAGAACAUAAUUACUAUUAUAAGAGUUUGUCCAAAAAAUUGUCAAAAAAGUUUAUAAAUAUAUUGAGGUGUAAGGUGAGCUCAUUAGAAUUUUUGCGUCAAUGCUGGAAUAGAAGGAGAAAUUGCGCUAUUUAUAGUAGAAUUGAUAAGCUAACAAUGCUUAAAUAAUAUUAUACUUUGCAUAUUUAAAUAUAAAUCUUGGCGCGGUUUUUUCUUCUGUCAUAGUAUGUACAGUAAUGUAAAACUUGUUAAUUUGGUUUAUAUACGGCACUUGACAACGUCAUAAUAAUUUGUUUAUUUCGUCAGUUAAAUUAUAUGAACAAGAAUAUAA
Messenger RNA from Leptidea sinapis, 7344 nucleotides. RefSeq names its product armadillo repeat-containing protein 8-like. Gene Ontology annotation, cellular component: GID complex. NCBI's taxonomy places the organism in Eukaryota, Metazoa, Arthropoda, Insecta, Lepidoptera, Pieridae. The transcript is spliced from 14 exons. The record is from RefSeq and is a predicted model, not a curated record. Gene Ontology annotation, molecular function: protein binding. The coding region runs from base 112 to 2088 and encodes 658 amino acids. Gene Ontology annotation, biological process: proteasome-mediated ubiquitin-dependent protein catabolic process.